Messenger RNA from Cooperia oncophora, 474 nucleotides. NCBI's taxonomy places the organism in Eukaryota, Metazoa, Nematoda, Chromadorea, Rhabditida, Trichostrongylidae. The record is from the annotation of a GenBank genome assembly.
AUGGCUUUGAUGCCUCGUGCAAUGCCCUACUAUGACGAAGACGACAGCGACAGCGACAAUGAGUGCGAUGAUCUACCCGACAUCAUGUUUGCAGAAAACCGCUUUCCAGCAUCCCUAUUUGGCCACCGUGUUGCCAUGAAUUCGAGCAAUAUGGAUAUUGAGCAGCUGCUCAGGGCUUUCAACAAUUUAGAAAUGUAUUGUGAUGCCCCUGACAGUAGCUUUUACGAAUCAACACCAAGCUGUUCCGUUGACAUCUCCCUCGAAGAAGCCCUUCAUUUCCCACAGAGAAUCUCCACGAGGGUGCCGACUGAAACGAACGAAUGCCGACAACUCACGUUGAGAAAUCUGAAGACAAUGUGGUGUAGGGAUGUGGCGCACUACUUCGAAUGGGUGGCUGGUGUGCCAGAGUUGCGCUUAAUGGAUGUGCAAGAGAAGGUGGGUUCUGUGAAUUAUGAAAUAGCCAAGAGCCGGUGA